Aplysia californica (California sea hare) is the source of this 1908-nucleotide messenger RNA. Its product is annotated as lysophosphatidic acid receptor 6-like. Gene Ontology annotation, molecular function: G protein-coupled receptor activity. Lineage: Eukaryota; Metazoa; Mollusca; Gastropoda; Aplysiida; Aplysiidae. The record is from RefSeq and is a predicted model, not a curated record. Gene Ontology annotation, biological process: G protein-coupled receptor signaling pathway. Gene Ontology annotation, cellular component: plasma membrane. Bases 560 to 1636 code for a protein of 358 amino acids. The transcript has a single exon.
UUUCUUUACCCGUAACAUAUUUAUUCACAGAGUUUCAAGAUGAUCGAACAGUUGUCUAAACAUCGCCUUUUUGACCUGGAUGCAUGAUAAAAUAGCAAGUUGAAAACAAAAUGAAGUCACUCUUCUGAAUGGCUGGAUCGGACAUCACAGACAGGACAAAGAGUGUCUGUGAUGUAGCUGUUAAGCACUUAGCCGUCGCACUCAGAAGACGUGCGUUCAAUUCACGUAUUGCUUUUUUGAAAAUCGAAUAUUUCCGUCUGUCUGUAGGACCUCGUAUCCCUCUCAUCACAGAAUUGUCCUGGCCAGUCUAAAUUGCGUUGAACGCGGCGUAAAAAGUCUACGGCUAUUCUCCAAUAACAUAGCAUAACACAAUAAACAACACCAACAUUAAAAUUAGAUAUUCGCUUAAAAAACAAACGAGGCAACUGGUUAAAAGUGUGUACACAAGACCAUUUUUGACCUGCAACUCUCGAAGAACUGAAAACACACAUGAAGAAAUAAACUCAGUUCAUUUGUCUGUAAAGAUUGUGUUGGUACCGUACGGAAAAAAAGUGCAGCCAUGGAAGUCGCUGACGGCAAGGUCAUUAACUCUGAAGGUCACACGACACUGUUUACAGCAAAUACAACGGUGUCUGAAUCAGACAACCUCUUUUAUAAUGAGGCCAGUAACGAGAGCAACAUCCUCGGCCCUCACGUGAUCAAACUGAUUGGGCUCAUCUGUAACAACAUCUACAUCCCCAUCGUCUCCGUCUUUGGUCUAGUCGGCAACAUGCUUAACAUCAUCGUUCUGAGUCAGCACGGAGUCAAAAGCAACAGCUCAACGGUCCUUCUCUUCGGUUUGUCUCUCAGUGAUUUCGCCUUCGUGUUGACCAAACCGUUAGUUUGUUUGGGUGGGAUUAUCUUCUACUUCAAUGAACCUUUGGGUACAAGUGUCUCCAACCUGACAUACUGCUUUUUGCACAUGGUAACCAGAACAUUCGUGGCGAUAUCUACAGGUCUCAUAGCUGUGAUUUCAGUCGAACGUUUUGUAGCUGUGUUUUUCCCUUUCAAAAUGUCUCAAUAUUUCACACCGCAAAAUACGGCAGUUAUAGCAUCUUUAACAGCUUUGUCUUAUGUCUUUGCAAUGUCACCGUUUUACGCCGUGUUCACGUACAAAUGGGAAUAUUCUUCUAUCUAUAACACAACUGUGGCGACAGUUGUUCCCACACCCUUUUAUAAGCAAAACUUUGAUUUGAUCAACUUGUACGGUGGAGUCCCCUUAAAUAUCUACGCGGGUCCAAUUCCCCUUGGCGUUGUCCUAGCUUCUGGAUGCGCCAUUAGUUUCAAGCUCACCUUAAACAGCAAGCAGAGAAAAAGCAUGACCCACACGACCCAAACAGCCGUAGAUGACUCCAAAGUUAUGAAAAUGCUCUUGAUAGUUUGUACCGUUUUCUUUGUCACAAUAUUUCCUUCGACCAUCGUCCAUUUCUACCUUUACUUCAGCAUACCAGACGAUAUUUUCAACGACCCUGUCUACAUCACUGUCCAGUACCUAACUGAAGUUGCUUACGUCACCAACGCCAGUAUCAACUUCAUUAUCUACGUCACUGUGUCCAACAAGUUCAGAGCCAGGUACAAGAAAUUAUUGUGUCGCUAAGGAGCACAACUUUCAUGCACAUUUGAACCGAGUAUUGUUUGGUUGCAUACAUUGUGAAAAUCAAACUUUGAUUAAUACUAUGAGCUUGUCAUCGUGUUGCAAAUUGCUUAUAUGCAGUUUGCCUUUCAAACUGUGUUAACUUCAUUAUCUACGUCACUGUGUCCACCAAGUUCAGAGCCAGGUACAAACCUCUGUGUCGCUAUGAGGAGCCCGACUUUGAAACAUUUAACCGAGUCUUGCUUGGUUGUUUAAUUUAGGUUAAGUAGAGGUUU